This is a messenger RNA of Racocetra persica, 741 nucleotides long. The record is from the annotation of a GenBank genome assembly. Lineage: Eukaryota; Fungi; Glomeromycota; Glomeromycetes; Diversisporales; Gigasporaceae.
AUGGACGAAUUGCUGGAGCACGUUAAAAAUACUGUCAUAAAAGAAGAAAUGGACGAUGAAACAAUAAUCCUAAAUGUCGGUGGAAUUAAGUUUGAAACCACUCGUACUUCUUUAAUUGCUCAUCCAGAAACAACACUAGGAAAAUUAUUAAAUCCUAAAAACCCCGAAGCAAUUAAACCAGUUAAGCCUGGUAGUAAUGAGUAUUUUAUCGAUCGAAAUGGUCAUGCAUUUUAUUUCAUUCUAGAAUAUUACCGUACUGGUGAAAUCCUUUGGGGCGAUGAAAUAUUUGAAUCUAAAGAAUUUAAAGAAUUUCCUGUUUCAAAACGAGCAAUAGAAUUGGAGACAGAAUAUUUUAAAAUUCCCAUUGACUAUGAAAAACGCGCUGCCCGUAAUUUACAACAAGGAGCCACAAUUAUCGACAAAUUUUGUGAAAAAUUGAUUCCCUUUAUUAAUGAAGCGAUAAGUAGAUUUAUUUCAGAACUUAAAAUUUCAUACGCUAUAGGUGGUGAUUAUGCCUACUGCGAGCCAUUUACGAACUACGAAAAUGGAGAAUGGUUUUAUGAAUUUAAGAAACAAGGUUAUGCAUUAUUAAACAAUGAAAAGAUUGUUAAUGCAAUGGAGAAACGACUAAAGAAACAUUUUCCUCCUAUUAAAGUAAAAGCACAAAUUAGUGGCAAUUAUGCAUAUUUAUUUAUUUCUGAUUUCUUUGACAUUAAUGCUCUCGCAGAUAGCCUUGAAUAA